GUCAAUGGGAAAAAGCUGAUGCACAGGAAGCUCCACCUGACCAUGAGGACGAACUUCUUUACUGUGCAGUGUCUGAGCACUGGAACAGAUUGCCCAGAGAGGGUGUGGAAGUCUCGAUCACUGGGGUUAUUCACGAACGAUCCUGUGCCAUGUGCUCUGGGAUGACCCUGCUUGAGCAGGGAGGUUGGACCCGAUAUCCCAUUGUGGUCUCUUCCAGCCUGACCCAUUCUGUGACCUCUACGGUUCGCAUGUAAACAGGAUCUAAACAGCGCCGUGCUCCUAUGGCUGAGGAAGGGCAAGGAUCCGCUGGACACCCGGGCAUUUCCAGCAUCCCUCGCUCAGCACCUUGGCUGGACAGCAGGUGCUCCAGCUGCAUGUGCUCCCAGCCCCUGAAGACGAAGGCUGCAGCCGACCCGACAGCCCGUCACCUCCCGCUGCCGCCUUGUCCGCUCCGGCACCCGCACGGCGCAUGCGCGGCCCUGCGCCUCGGGCGGGCCAAUUCAAACGUGCCCCUCGCCCCUUCUCCUCGCUGGGGUAGCUGUGGCGCUGUGACGUCAUUGCACCGCGUCCUCUUUCUUCCCUGCGGUUUCCGGCGCUCGCCCGCGCCGCGAGUGCAGCGGAAAGUUUUCAUUUGUGUGGUUCACGGUGUCGAUCCUCUCCCCUUUCCCGCGGGCGGGUCGGGGCUGCCUGAGCCCGCUCCGCUAGGCGUGGACCUUCCUCUCCCCUCGUCGUCCCCGCGGGAGGAGCGGUGAGACUUUCGGCGAUGGCUUCGGGGGGCUCGGAGGCGGCGGCGCAGCGGGUGGCAGAGCUGGAGGAGGAGCUGCGGGGGCUGGCGGAGCGGCUGAGCCGCUGCCAGGCUGAUAAAGCAUUUGUGUGGUCUCUUUGGAAACAUCUCCAAGUGUCCAAACCAGAUCUUACUCAAUCUGUCAGUUUGGUUGUAGAAAGAGAAAAACAGAAAGCUAAAGUCAAGGACAGAAGUCUUUUAGAGAUUUUGCAAGCCAAAGACAGCAAAAUAAAAUCUCUAGAACAGAGGCUCACAGGACAGCAGCAGGAGAUAAACAACUUAAUGCAGAGAAAAAGUGCUGUGGAUGAGGAAAAUGCCCGUUUGAAGAAUGAAUUCGGUAACUUGAACUGGAAAUUUAAAGAUAAAAGCCAAGAACUUAAGGACACUGAGGAGUGUGCACAGAAGAAGGAAGAGCAAAACAGACUGGUUAUAAAAAACCUGGAGGAGGAAAAUAAGGGAUUAAAUAUAUGCUGUGCUGACCUGCUAAGUGACCUGGAGAAACUGAGGAAGCAGGAGGCACAAUGGUAAAAAGAAAAAUCUGGCAAUGAUGCCAGAAUAGAGAAUUUGGAAACUGAUUUAGGAGAGACGAGGAAAAAAAUAAAAAGUUUACACAGUAUAUGCAGUAUUCAGGUAGAUGUGAAACAGGAAGAACUUUUCCAAAAUGAUUGUGAUGCAGUUGGAGCUAAGAAGGAGUUAGAGGAGCCACAGAAUCUUUACAGACAAAACAUUGAAGAUACAACACAGCAGGCUGAGCUGAUAAAGCAGCUAGAGGCUCUCAAUGCUGAUACACAAAAAGUACUGCAAGACCAAGAAUAUGCUCACACAGCUAAAACAACAUAUCAAAAAGUAUGUUAUUCUGUAUUUCAACAGCCUUCUUUAAGUGUACUAGAGUGCUACCUUACUAUGCAAGAAUCUGAAAUGGAGCUUUUACGGAAAAAAUUGAAAAAAGCAAAUCUUAACCUAGCAGAGCAUAAUUUGUACACUACAGAUACUCUGUAAAGCAACAAUAUAAGGACUGGAAGAAAGCAUGAGAAACCACCUGUGAAACGUUCAAGGUCUCUGUCCCCAAAGAGCUCUUUUAGAGAGUCAGAGGAGUCUCAAGAAUCUUAUGAGCUAAGAGCAGCCUAUGGAAAACACGAAGAGAGGCUGCAGAUGUUACAGACCAACUACAGAGCACUAAAAGAGCAAUUAAAGCAGUGGGAAGAGGGUGAUAGCAGGUAAGUUACAUAUAAAAGCAGAUACCAUAAUACAGGUUCUUAUCAGCUUUGUCAAGAGGAUCCUCAUGUGAUAUGGAAUGAACUGGCUUUUUUCAAAAGGGAGAAAAAAAAGCUAUUGAUUGAGAAGCUGAAUCUUGAAGAAGAGUUUUAUCAGAUGAAAAUACACUAAUCUGUGAAGACACUUUUUAAACUUAGUGAAGAUGAUGCGGUCAAGGGUAAUACUCCAAAGAGGUAUAUGAGAGAAGUUUCACAUGAGAUGUUACAGAAGGUACAAUGACUAGAAAGAAGAUUCAAAGCUAUUGAAAGGGAAUUAAAGAGACAGAAAGAAGUAAAUAAAGACUUACUGAAUGAAAACAAUUAUUUGAAAGGAUCUUUAAAAGUGCAAAAGGAAGAUGCAGACACAAGAAAAAGAGAGCUGGAAACACUACUUAAGAGGAUUUGUGAAGUAAAAAAAGAAAAAGCAGAAUUUCAGUUAGUAAUUGAUGAGAAGGGAAAAGAAGCUCCCUCUUUGAAGAGGCAAGUGACAGAAGCUAACAAGUUGAGAAAUGAAAGUGAAGAUUUGCUGAGUCAAGUGCAGGAGCAGAAGUGUUUGCCGGAUAAAGCCAAAGCAGUGGCAAUCUCUGGGCAAUGUAAUUGCAAGAUAACAGGCACCAAGGUUAAAUUAAAAACAGCCAAGAAAAAGAGCUCUUUGGGACAUCAUGGAGCUUUUCUCAAACAGUCCAUCAAGGUUAUGAGUAAUGUAUUUGAGAACUUCAGUAAGGACAGCUGGGAGGAUGUGAGUGAAAGCAGGUACGGCUCUCUUGAUUAUGGGUGUGUGUGUGUUUGUUUGUUUGUUGUUUGUUUUCCUGCAUGUGCUGCUUCAGUGACUGAAAUACCGACUUCCAAAAGUUUGGAAAUAGUGAUUAUGAAGACAGUGCAAAAUAUUGAUCCACACAGAAGUAAACAAGAAGAAAAAAAGCCCUUCAAUGUAGUUCAUUUAGAAGCCCAAAAUGAGCAAUAUAAUAAAAAGGGUUACUCUGUUACUCAACUACAGGAAAAAAUUAAGUCACUGCAGAAGGAGAUAGCUGUUUUACAGAGUAAAAAAAAGACAGCAGUGGAUUUCAUUAAGAAUGUUAAAGAAAACAAUGAAAAAUUAACAAGUCAUCUAUCUUUGGCUGAUCAGAGACUUCAACUUAAUAAACUGGCCAUAGAGGUAAAGAACUUUUCAUUAUAGUGUGUUGACCUCAACCUGGCCAAGUGGCAACAGGAGGAGGAAGAUUUACAAGGAAAAUUAAAGUUGAGGGAACAUCUGUCUCAAACUGCUGGCAAGAGUGAAGCUACACCAGCUCCUUCAAAGAACACUGAUUUAGAGAUGAAACAGCUGCAGUGCAAACUAAAGAAUUCGAACACUGAGAUCACUAAGCAAUCGACCACCAUUAAGCCACUAAGAAAACAAGUCCUGGAAAAGGAAGAACGGAUUCGCUAACGACAGGCCGAAAUUUCUCAGUUGGAGAGGGAUUUUACUAUGAAAAGAUAUUUGAUAGAAGACUUAAGGUCUCCUCUAAAAGAAAAUCAAGAAAAUGAGAAAACCUCAAAUGAAACAUCGGAAAGACUUGAGAGAAAGGUGAAGGAACUGGCUGUACGAAAAGCUUCCUUUGACUCAAUGAAACAAAGAUUUAAUGUAGCUAUGAAAGAGAAGUCUCAGUAUGAGCAGAUGUACCACAAUGCCAAAGAUGAUUUGGAGAAAUAGGACCUCAAGCUUAUUAAACUAGGAAGCAAAAUUAUUGAGACUGAAUGUUCUAUGGCUGAACUUGAGACUGCUGCAUCUCAACAACUACAUGGUAAACUGAGUACACAGGUUUCGGAAACUCUAAAGAAGGACCUGCUGCUCACUAGUGACAGAGUUCAAGACAUCUGUGGAGGUUUGAGUACUCUAACCAGAGAGUUACACCACAGCGUACAAGAGCAGAGAACAAAAGUUAAACUGGCAAAAAAAAUGGAAGAAAUGAAAGCAUGCAAAAAGAGUCUUUCCCAAGAGAGUCUUCAGUUGGCAGCAUCUAUCCUUAAUGUUUAAACAACUGAUCUUUAUGAAAUACUACAAGAAGGAGAUGAUGAGGAAACAGAAAAGACAAAAAUGGAAUUGGAAAAAGAUAAAGAAUGUCUAUGGCAUAUACAGAAACUUCUUGAAGCACAGUUUCCUUUUGCCUCAUACUUAAUGGAUGAUGUACUGGAAAAAUUAAAUGAGAAUUAAAAAGUGGUAGAAGAGUACAGUUCCCUCAUGAAGCACAUUGUAUGA
Parus major (Great Tit) is the source of this 4276-nucleotide messenger RNA. RefSeq names its product centlein (gene CNTLN). Gene Ontology annotation, cellular component: centrosome; centriole. The record is from RefSeq and is a predicted model, not a curated record. Gene Ontology annotation, biological process: centriole-centriole cohesion; protein localization to organelle. Lineage: Eukaryota; Metazoa; Chordata; Aves; Passeriformes; Paridae.